Molecule: messenger RNA, 1223 nt
Organism: Salvia splendens (bonfire salvia)
Lineage: Eukaryota; Viridiplantae; Streptophyta; Magnoliopsida; Lamiales; Lamiaceae
Product: prohibitin-3, mitochondrial
Exons: 3
Coding region: 110-949 (279 amino acids)
Biological process (GO): mitochondrion organization
Cellular component (GO): membrane; mitochondrion
Source: RefSeq, a predicted model, not a curated record
GAACAUAUUAGGGUUUAACAAACAAUGGAGUGAAAUCUACUUCUCUCUCUAAACCCUUCUCUCUAGAUCACUCCAUCUCCAUUUCUCAACCACCUCUGCAAAUUCCAAUAUGGCUAACGCGCAGAAAGCCGCGAAUGUGCUAACGAACAUAGCGCGCGCCGCCUUCGCCGUCGGAAUCGGCGGUGCCGCGGUCAAUUCCUGUCUCUACACCGUCGACGGUGGCCAACGCGCCGUUAUCUUUGACCGUUUCCAAGGAGUCAAAUCUGAUACCGUCGGCGAAGGAACUCACUUCUUGGUCCCUUGGCUUCAGAAACCCUUCAUCUUCGACAUCCGCACUCGCCCCCACACCUUCUCCUCUAUUUCCGGCACAAAGGAUUUGCAGAUGGUUAAUCUGACACUGCGUGUGCUGUCUCGCCCCGAGGUGAAUAAACUUUCCGAUAUUUUCCAAACCCUAGGGCUUGAGUAUGAUGAAAAAGUCCUGCCAUCUAUUGGUAAUGAGGUUCUGAAGGCUGUUGUUGCUCAAUUCAAUGCUGAUCAAUUGCUCACUGAGCGGCCCCAUGUUUCUGCUCUUGUGAGAGAGAGUUUGAUCAGAAGGGCCAAGGAUUUCAACAUUGUUUUGGAUGAUGUUGCCAUUACACACUUAUCGUAUGGUGCGGAAUUUUCAAAGGCUGUUGAACAGAAGCAAGUGGCCCAACAAGAGGCGGAGAGGUCUAAGUUUGUGGUCAUGAAGGCAGAGCAGGAGAGGAGAGCUGCUAUCAUUAGGGCUGAGGGUGAAAGUGAGUCUGCUAAGCUGAUUUCUGAUGCAACUCAAGCUGCAGGGAUGGGAUUGAUCGAGCUGAGGAAGAUUGAGGCAGCCAAGGAAAAUGCAGCAUCCAUGGCCAGGAAUGGGAAUGUGGUUUAUCUCCCUAGCAGCAACAACAUGCUCCUUGGGGUUAAUCCUGCACGUUAGAUAUGAGAUUGCUGGCUUUGGUUCCAUUGUUUUGGCUUCUUUGGAGAUAUUUGAGCUUUCGAUUUGCAGAUUCUAAUGCCGCGAUGAGUUGUAAGAAUGUUUAGGAUCCAGAUGAGCUAUAAUAAAUCUAAAACCAUGCCCCUUUUCUCUAUUCUUGGAAAUUCUAAUCAUCUGUCCUCGUUAACUGGUGCACUACCUACUUAUCGCAGUGCUUGUUACUAAUGAUGAUUCAUAUCUUGUGGUUAUUAUGAGAUGUGGUUUCUGCUUCUUUUUA